Drosophila melanogaster (fruit fly) is the source of this 897-nucleotide messenger RNA. RefSeq lists its product as uncharacterized. Lineage: Eukaryota; Metazoa; Arthropoda; Insecta; Diptera; Drosophilidae. The record is from RefSeq and is marked reviewed. The coding region runs from base 238 to 810 and encodes 190 amino acids. The transcript is spliced from 3 exons.
AUUAAAAAUAGUAGGAACACAAAUUACUUCGUGAAGACAAACGUUGAGAGAUAAACACCCUCAUAGCAAAAAUCGGCCAAUACCAAAGUUUUGGCAAAAUAUUUUGGAAGCGGCUGUCUUUGGUCAUUCAUUAAUAUUUGGCACUGAAUACCGAAUAGAAAAGCUACUUGAAAUCGUCCGGCCGGAACUCAAAUGUAGAUUUGAAAAACUAUUCAAGUGUUAAGUGCUCUGCUGACCAUGUUGAAGGACACCGCCACCGCAUCGACCAGCGAACUUGCAGGGGAAGUGGGUGACGCCCAUUCGACUCCUGGCAGCUGCCCUCCGCCCGCCGCGGGCGACACGCCCCCCGUCGUUAGCCGACCGCUGGACCGACGCCUAAACCCCAACGCACCUGUGUUUGUGCCCGACUUCAAGGCCAGCCAGGUGGCCAAAAAGCUAUUUGAUGAGUUAUCUACGUACACCCGGUGGAGUACGGCAACCUCGGAGGACAUAUGCUACGAGCCCCGUUACGAGUCCAUCUGGCGUGAGGCCAGCAUCCAGCAGCAGCAGGGUCUGCGCCAUCCGGGUUUCGUUUACAGCCUGGAUCCUGGCGAGGAGGAGGUUGGCGAACUGGAGUUUGACGAAGUCCAGGCCAUGAAUAUCGGAGCCGAGUCCUAUGAUCCCAAGCUAGGAAGCACAUCAGUUAGCCAGGCAAUGGAAGUUCGCGAAACUGUGGGUGAUGUGGAGGAACCUUUAGAUGAGGAAAAAAGGAAUGGCUUUCAGAAUCGCCACUCCGCCAGACCGGCCAAAAAGUGCUGUCUGGUCAUGUAGGUCCCACGGAAUGGCAAAUUUAUAUAUUUAUUUUCCAUUUGUUUUCACACCUACAUGCAACUCAGUAAAUUGCUUCCUUACUCUCUC